GUCGACACGGAGAGAGAUCUAAAUCACGCGCGGGCCAAGUACAACCCUGCAGAGCUCCAUGGCCCGCAUCAGACUUAAACUAAAAUGAGUAGCCAUCGCCAUCGACAUGUUCCCAUUUAUAGCCUAAUCUCUUGUCCUCCUAAUCUCCCCCGCCAUCACCUCGACCGUUCAUCUUCUCUCGUCGCAAGAGCGUUCUCGAGCAUUUUCCCUCCAGAACACUUCCAGUUUCUCCGUCCUUUCGAAAGCAAAUAUGAAAGCUGAUGGGUUUACGGUCUUUCGGGAGUUUUCGAGGUUUCGGGUAUUUUUCGGGAAUAUAUGAAGAGGAGAACUACAGGAUGUUGCGCGGGAUUCGGACCGAAUCUUUUGGACAUUUGAAUGAGAGGUGAAUGAGGUGACGUGGAGGGCGAAGGGGAAAGAGGCAAGGCCAUGUCACGCGAAGCAGAACUGUAACCGCCAUACGCUUUCAAAUGGCAUCCACGUCAGACUGUUCAUCGCUCUCUCCUGGAACGGUUGGGACUCCUCUCUUCGAUCUUUUCCCUCUGCCCUCGACGCUCCCACGCCACAAUGUCCUCCAUCAAUUCGCUGUCCAUCGCAGCCUAUCGCACUUCUUGCUCUAGGGUGCUGUCGACUGACAAGAACGUCCGAUUUGGGGAGAGUUUUUCUCGUUCUGGUGGAUUGUCGAUCGAUCCUCUCUCAUUCGUUGUGAGAGAUGCGUCGAAUUUCAGAAUUCGGCGUUGACCUACUUCGCGUCGACCUGGGGCUUCUUAUGAUUGAUUCAAAUCUGGUUCCGAAAUUUUGGGCAUUCAUCAAAGCAACGUCUUCUGCUUUUAUAGCGUGAUCGUUGUGACUAGCAACAACGGUGCUGAUCUCCGGUAGCUAGAGGCAUGCCCGCAUGAAUCUCGCUUGUAAUCUGUACCUGGCUUACAUGGCAAUUGCAGUAUGAUCACCUACCUGCCGCAGUAGUAAGGUCGAAUCUAGUGCACAGUGAGCUCGCAUGUCUGGAGAUAAGAUUCGGUUGACGCACUCUGUUUCAUUUCGAAACUAGAGGUUAAGCGCCUGGGAGUUUAUGGAUAGUCCGGUCUUAAGUUUCUCUCUUCUGUAGAAAAGUAUCCAGUUAUGAAAGCUGGUGACUUUUGCGCAAGGGACUUUCUCCUAAAUGAACUCACUGAGAGUAGAGAGACCUUCGUCUGCGGUCUAAAUUUUACAAGGAAGAGUACAUUAGUGCCCAGAAUGAACUGUUUCUGGCUUUGUCUAGCUCAGAUGAGUGUCUACCUAUUUCACCUUGGUAGAGGAAAUUGGUUCUGGAGACUGCCUGUUGCUCAUAGGCAAUCAGUUGUGUGUCUGUUGUCUGGAUACGCCUUCGCUUGCAGCUGUAUUUAAUUUUGAAUUAUCGGAUAGUUUUAACAGACCAGAUAAGAAUACAGUAAGACAUCCGGAUGUAGAUGUAUGUCCCCUUGUUCGGGUAGACUGAACAGAGGCAUCAUAGAUAUGAGAAAAUUGAGGCUUAGCAGAGGGUCUACAGAGCACGCUGCAGAUUUUUCAGCAAAGGGCGAGAACCAAGAGGAAGCAGCAACAUCAACCUUUAGGAAAAUAUACCAAGACCAGCCUGAAGGAUCAAGUGUUCACGAAAGAUUGACUUGUUAUGAGUGAUCAGGAUCCAGAGUUCUAAAGCAAGCGGAUGCAGUCAAGAUGUUUGUUGAACAUGAAAAUCCGGAUGGGCCACAAGUAUCGCAAAUUGCACUUGUGCGUCAAGGAUCACAAACCGCAACGCUGCAGCAAGUACCAUUAGAUCCACAGAGUACCUUGGCGCGGCAAGAGUCGGUAAAAGGCACUGGAAUCUCGACGACCCUUUACAGGACUAGUUCUGGAAAAAAUGUGGCAAGACCGUUUGGGGGUAGCCCGAGCAUGUUGAAAAGGACAACAUCGGCAAAACUUCCUGCUAUUACUCAAGAGCCACCGUCAACCCUUGUCAGGAAUCUUUCCAGAACGCUUUCGAGGAGUUUUUCUAAUAAAGUUCAUCCUGGCGUGCCGCUCAAGUUUGGAAUUACACAAGAAGAAAUAAAGAAGCUUGAGGGAAGCUUUGAGGAGCUUAAAAAACGUGGAGGAGUGAGGGUUGUUAUGCAUGCGCUGCGAAUAACUGCUGAUAGGGGAGUCGAAGGCGAGCCGGAAGAAAUUAAGAAACGGACGGAGUCUUUCGGUUCCAACACCUAUCCUGAGAAGAAACGCAAACGUUUUUGGCAAUACGUCUGGGAGGCCCUACAAGAUGAGACACUGCUCAUCUUAAUAGCCUGUGCUAUCGUUUCUUUAGUAGUUGGUUUAACAACAGAGGAUCCCAAAAGUGGCUGGUAUGAUGGUGCAGGCAUUGCAUUCGCUGUUAUUUGUGUUGUUUUGGUUGCCUCGAUUAGUGAUUGGAGACAGUCACUACAGUUUUUGGAGCUCACUGCGGAAAAGCGAAAGAUUUAUAUAAAUUGUACGAGAGGCGGAAGGAGAUGUAAAGUUCUUAUCUUUGAUCUUGUGGUCGGCGACAUUGUCCAUUUAAAUGUUGGUGAUCAGAUCCCAGGUGAUGGCCUUCUUGUGGAAGGUCAAUCGCUUGUUAUUGACGAGUCUAGUAUGACUGGUGAGAGCGACCCUAUGAGCAAAGAUGAUGACCAUCCCUUCAUGCUCUCUGGAUGCAAGGUCCUCGAUGGCUUCGGUACUAUGGUGGUGACUGCUGUAGGAAUGAAUACUGAAUGGGGCAAAGUCAUGGCUACUCUGAGUGAGGACACUGAUGAAUCAACUCCACUUCAAGAACGGCUGGAUAGCUUGGCCACUACCAUUGGAAAAAUCGGUCUGAGUAUCGCUGUGAUUGUUUUCGUGGUGCUGCUUAUACGGUUCCUAGCAACAACUGAUCUCAAGCAUUUCACUGGAGAAGAUGGUCGAAAAAUUGUUGAUUUUUUUGCGAUUGCUGUGACGAUCGUGGUAGUGGCUGUUCCUGAAGGGUUACCCUUGGCAGUUACACUCACAUUGGCCUACUCCAUGUCGAAAAUGAUGGAUGACCGAGCCCUUGUUCGGCACCUACAAGCUUGUGAGACUAUGGGAUCUGCUACAGCGAUAUGUAGCGAUAAGACGGGCACACUUACUAUGAACCAGAUGACCGUUGUGAACAAUUGGAUUUGUGGGAAAUUGAGAAAGACCAUAGGGUUUGACGAAGAUGUUUUCACUGAAGGAGUCGUUGAGAUUAUAUUCCAGAGCAUCUGUCUCAAUACAAAUGGGAACGUACACUUUCCUACGGAUGAGACCUUGCCCGCUGAAGUGUCAGGGACUCCCACAGAAAUUGCAGUCCUCACGUGGGGUGUCAAGUUAGGAGCCAGGUUCGAAGAAGUGAAGAAAGACAUAAAAACGGUUGCAGUGGAAACUUUUAAUUCAACAAAGAAACGUAUGGGUAUCAUUUUCCGAACAAAAGAUGGUAAACCAUGGCUUCACUGGAAAGGAGCAGCUGAAAUCAUGCUCGAGCAUUGCACUGGCUACAUGCAAGCCGAUGGGAGUGUUGAACCCAUAACAGAGCAAAGAAUGGAGGAGCUUCAGCUGAUUAUCAGCGCCUUUGCAAAUGCUGCUUUGCGCACAUUAUGUUUUGCUUUCAGGGAGAUCACGGAAGCAGAGGUGGAAUCUCUUACUCCUGAAAAGCUGAAGGCCGAGGGAUUCCCCGAGUCGAACCUUACUUGUCUUGCCAUUAUCGGUAUCAAAGAUCCCUGCAGACCUGGUGUACCUGAAGCUGUAGCGAAGUGCCAAUCAGCGGGCAUAAUUGUCCGAAUGGUGACUGGAGAUAACAUCCAGACGGCGGUGGCGAUAGCAACUGAAUGUGGUAUAUAUCAGGAAGGUGGAACUGCCAUAGAGGGCAAGGACUUUCGAGUAAUGACUCCAGAGGAGCAGUAUGAAGUCCUUCCCAAUGUUCAGGUGAUGGCCCGUGCUUCGCCUACGGAUAAGCAUACGUUGGUAAAGCGCUUGCUGGAGAUGGGGGAAAUUGUUGCUGUUACUGGUGAUGGCACAAAUGAUGCCCCAGCAUUACAUGAGGCAUCUAUUGGACUGGCAAUGGGAAUAGCUGGCACUGAAGUUGCAAAGGAAGCUUCUGAUAUUAUCAUUUUGGAUGACAAUUUUUCAUCCAUUGUGAAAGUUGUGAUGUGGGGAAGGUCUAUCUACGUAAAUAUUCAAAAAUUUAUCCAGUUUCAAACCACCGUCAACGGUGUUGCUCUGGGAAUCAAUUUUGUGGCUGCCAUCGUGGAUGGGCACGCUCCUUUGACAGCAGUUCAGUUGUUAUGGGUAAAUCUGAUCAUGGACACCUUGGGCGCUCUGGCGUUGGCUACUGAACCACCAAAUGCCAGCCUUAUGGACAAACCACCGGUUCAGAAGAGUGAGAGACUCAUCUCGAACAUCAUGUGGCGAAAUAUAUCUGGCCAGUGUGCAUAUCAAUUGGCAAUGCUUUUAACAUUACAUUUCCAGGGACUAAAUAUCCUUGGUCUCUACCACCUAAAGGGUAGAAAUCCGGAACAACUGACGGGCACCGAUAAAGAAGAAUAUGAGAAAGCACACGAGAUUCUUGUGUGCAUGAUCUUCAAUGCAUUCGUCUUUUGCCAGAUUUUCAACGAGGUCAAUGCAAGAAAACCUGACAAGUUUAACAUUUUUAAAGGAUUUUUCAACAACCGUCUAUUUCUGUACGUGUUGAUUUUUACAGUUGGAAUUCAGAUAUUGAUUGUCGAGUUUGCGGGUGUUUUUACCUCCACCUGCCAUUUGCGUUGGGAUAGAUGGUUGAUCUGCGUUGCUCUUGGCAUAUUUAGCUGGCCUUUGGCGGUUGUUGUCAAGCUGUUUCCUGUUCCUGAGAAGCCGUACGUGUCCUACCUCUUAUUUUGGAGGAAGGACGAACCACAGAGAUUAUUUAGUGUAAACUCAGAAGGAGAUUCUGAGCUCACUUCACCAGGACUCUCAGGACUGUCAUCGGAUGACAGUGAGGUUUCUCUGCCACUAUCUCCGUACAUGCCACGCGAGGCCGGCUUUUUCACCCGUCUCAAAUAUGCAUUUUUCCCAUCUACUAUUCCAGAUGUUAUUGUGCAGCAGCCAAGGCUGAAAGAACCCAAUGCCUGGGCGUGAACAGGAUCCAGGAUAUGGAUAAGGCGGGUGAGGCAGAAGUUCCGUUAGAACCAUUGAGCUCAUAGGAGCUGAUUAUGUAAUACCAUGAUUCUCACUCCUGCUAGGAUGUAUUUGCUUAGACGCUAUCAUCGAGAUACGUUAGGCUGCGCACGUUUUCUCGGGUUCCUCUAAUUCUCGUCCUUGGACCCUUUUCUUGGCCCAACAGUGUACAGAACUUCAUUCAUUAUCUCCAGUCCUUGUUUCAGAUCGUCUGUACAUAUUUGGAAGAGUUCGCAAAUAAACAGCACUACGGUGCAUGUCUCCCACAAAUCACAACCCAUCAAUUUCGCAGGAUUCAGUAGCGAAUGUUUUGCUGCAUCCUCUAUGACAGUGGUCUCCCAAUUUUUUUUCUUCGAAAUUAUCGUAGCAGAAGAUUCUCUUCCAAUUGUGAACUUGGGCAUGUA
Messenger RNA from Marchantia polymorpha subsp. ruderalis, 5564 nucleotides. The record is from the annotation of a GenBank genome assembly. NCBI's taxonomy places the organism in Eukaryota, Viridiplantae, Streptophyta, Marchantiopsida, Marchantiales, Marchantiaceae.